Nicotiana tabacum (common tobacco) is the source of this 324-nucleotide messenger RNA. NCBI's taxonomy places the organism in Eukaryota, Viridiplantae, Streptophyta, Magnoliopsida, Solanales, Solanaceae. The record is from RefSeq and is a predicted model, not a curated record.
AUGUUUUCCAAGUGCGAGUUCUGGUUGAACUCAGUGGCCUUCCUUGGGCACAUAGUAUCCGGUGAAGGUAUCAAGGUCGAUAGGCAAACGGUUGAAGUAGUUAAGAAUUGGCCAAGGCCCAUAACCCCUACCAAAGUAUGCCACUUCCUAGGCUUGGCUGAUUACUACCGAAGGUUUGUGGAGAAUUUUUCAUCCAUAGCUGUUCCACUUACAAAGUUGACACAUAAGGCAGUUCAAUUUCGGUGGACCAAUUAUUGUGAGAAGAGCUUUCAGGAGUUAAAGGACAGGCUAACCUUGGCACCAGUUUUAACUCUACCUGAGUGA